Messenger RNA from Hippopotamus amphibius kiboko, 1459 nucleotides. RefSeq names its product endoplasmic reticulum protein 27 (gene ERP27). The coding region runs from base 1 to 819 and encodes 272 amino acids. The record is from RefSeq and is a predicted model, not a curated record. Gene Ontology annotation, cellular component: endoplasmic reticulum. The transcript is spliced from 7 exons. Gene Ontology annotation, biological process: protein folding; response to endoplasmic reticulum stress. NCBI's taxonomy places the organism in Eukaryota, Metazoa, Chordata, Mammalia, Artiodactyla, Hippopotamidae.
AUGGAAGCUGUGCCAUCCAGAUGCCUGUUUCUAUUAUUUGUCUUCACAUGCAAGCUAUUCCUGGAAGUUGCUGCGGAAGUUCAAGAAUCCUCAGAUGGUCCCGGCGCCCUGGAACCGGUGCAGCUCACGGAUGUCCCAGCUGCCAUGGAAUUCAUCGCUGCUGCUGAGGUGGCUGUCAUAGGCUUCUUCCAGGAUUUAGAAGCACCAGCAGUGUCCCUAAUCCACAGUGUGGUGCAAAAUUUCCAAGACGUGUCCUUUGGAAUCAGCACUGCCUCCGAGGUGCUGGCCCACUACAACAUUACUGGGAGUGCCAUUUCCCUCUUUCGUCUGGUGGAUAAUAAACAACUGGAUUUAGAGAGUGAAGACAUCAAAAGCUUGGAUGCCACUAAGUUAAGCCAUUUCAUUGAGAGCAACAACCUCCACUUGGUGACAGAAUACAACCCUAUGACUGCGAUUGGCCUAUUUAAUAGUAUGAUUCCGAUUCAUCUUCUACUGAUAAUGAACAAGGCAUCCUCAAAGUAUGAAGAAAGCUUGCACAGAUACCAGGAGGCAGCUAAGCUCUUCCAGGGGAAGAUUCUUUUUAUUCUGGUGGACAGUGGUGUGAAGCAAAAUGGGAAGGUGAUAUCAUUUUUCAAACUAAAGAAGUCUCAACUGCCUGCUUUGGCAAUUUACCAGACUCUGGACGAUGAGUGGGAUACACUGCCCAUAACGGAAGUCUCAGUAGAGCAUGUACAAAACUUCUGUGACGGAUUCCUGAAAGGGAAGGGGUUGAGAGAAAAUCAUGAAUCAGAAGAAAAGAUGUCAAAGGUGGAACUCUGAUUUCUCCGUGAUUCUUCUGUGUACAACCUAGUAGUUACCUUAUGGCGAAUAAAAAGGGAUGACUCAAACCUCAGAGACACUAAACAACAGGAUCACCAGGCUUUACACAUAUGCUUGUGCACGCACACACACACACACACAGAGCUCCAGUUUGUUCCUUAAAAUCUCAUUCACGCUACUUGCCCUUUCUUUUAAAUUUCCUAUACUCUCUCACUACGCUUCUGAUUUUCCCUUCUGCCAUCAUACUGAGUAGGCCCAUACACUGUCACACAUACACUGGGUGGAGGCUGUAUGAGAAAUACCACGAUGCUGGUGUGAAGGGGCAGCAUUCCUAGAGGGAGAUUUCUCUGAUGGGUCAUUUAAUACUGAAUUCAUAUACUGCGCGUGACUUACACACAACCUCUUGUAGGGUUGCCUAAAGGUUGAAACGCUGCUUUCCUCAUAAGCCUGUGUUCCUCUCUGACUCAGGGCCAAGGACAAAAAGAUGGUUUUAAACACCUUUCGGGAAUUGUCUUUUUUGCCAGAAGUCCAAUGAUGUUUCCAAGUCUCUGGGCUCAGCAGAAACAGACCGUGUAAAAACUCUAUGCUUGUUUUGCGUUCCUAACUCCCCGUGUAAAUCAACAACCACAUGAUAAAUAAA